This is a messenger RNA of Rhipicephalus microplus (southern cattle tick), 2043 nucleotides long. RefSeq names its product pancreatic lipase-related protein 2. Gene Ontology annotation, molecular function: lipase activity. The record is from RefSeq and is a predicted model, not a curated record. Lineage: Eukaryota; Metazoa; Arthropoda; Arachnida; Ixodida; Ixodidae. Gene Ontology annotation, biological process: lipid catabolic process.
CAGCCUCGCCAACUUCGGGAGUGCUGCCGCAUUCUAAUCUUUCCUCAACCACUCGCAGAUAGGAGGAAACGCAGCCGCUGAAGAGUUGAUCUCACCUCAGCUUCGACAGGCUGCCCUUCGACUAGGAACGGAGAGAAGAAAAAGGUAGAAGAGUAAGGAAGUAUUGGAGAGAGGGCUACAGACUCGGUGACCGUGCCGUAAUACACAGGCGAGUGAGUGGAUGUAAAGUCGCAGAGUGAUCAUCGAGAGCACAGAGUGGGUGAAUCAAGGCACGCUGUAUCUGUCACUGAAGCCGGACUCUACGUCAUUGUCAGCGCGGGGACUACAUCGCCUACGUAUAGACCACUCUACCUUCACCUAUCCGAAGAAUAGGAAAAAUGGCGAAACUCUGUGAAGCUUACGCGUUCGUGCUUCUGGUGGCGUGUUUCUCCACGGACGUGCUCCUUGUGCACGCUGCGCCCCAAGAAAACUUCGGGUUUGGCGCCCUGCUGCAACCUACCUCAAAAUCAAGAUCAAAUCCUGAACUGUCCACCAGUUCACCAUCAGGCGACGCCGCCCGCUACCUGGACUCAUCGGCAAAAGUUUUUGACUCAGUUGUUCCCGGGAAGUUUGCCGAGAAGCUGCUGCCCAAGUUUGACGGCAAGAAAGACAAGGUGUGCUACAAAUUCGUGGGCUGCUUCAGCAACCGGGACAGGUUCACACACCCGACUUCGUUUCCCAGCGAUCCGGAGCAGGUGGACACAAAGUUCAUGCUUUACUCGCGCUCCAACCGGCGCUCACCCGUGAAGCUCGACUACCGGCCCACGAAGAGCAUAGGUAACCUCGCCCAGUUCAAUCAGCGCAAGCCUCUUAAGCUCAUCGUGCACGGUUUCCUCGAGAGUGGCAAUGUCAGCUGGAUCCAGGGCAUCAAGGACGCAUUUCUGGACGAGGAGGACUGCAACGUAAUAAUCAUCGACUGGAGCGGUGGAGCCCAGCUGCUUAGCUAUAUCAAGGCAUCGGGCAACACUGCACUCGUGGGCCGCGAGACAUCGCUUCUCGUGCAACGACUCAUCGGCACCUACCGCAACACGCUUAGCAAGGAUCAGGUGCACAUCGUGGGCUUCAGCCUGGGAGGCCAAAUUGCGGGCUUCUUCGGCAGACACUUCAAAAACAGCACCGGCCAGCUCAUCUCGCGAAUCACAGCUCUGGACCCAGCCGGACCACUGUUUGACAACACAAGCGUCUGCCUCUCCGUGAGUGACGCCCAAUAUGUUGACGCAAUUCACACAAGCGGUGGCAAGCACCUCGUAGUCGGUGAACUGGGCAUCGACAGGCCAGUCGGCCACGUCGACUUCUACCCCAACGGUGGCAAGAAGCAACCAGGGUGCAAGCCGAUUGAUUUGCCAUGCGACCACUUCCGAGCUACUGCUUACUUCCUCGAGUCCCUCCGCAACAAGCGCUGUCGCUUCCUGUCCAAGUUCUGUGGCGGAGGCUUCCCCGCACUGGAGCAGAAUAAGUGUCAGUCAAGUGGCAAGGGGGGCCUCAUGGGUUAUUUUAGCCACAUGGCACCAGGAAGAGGCGUCCAGCUCCUCACCACCAACGACAAGCCCCAAUACUGCAAGGCAUAAAACGAUCACUCCCAGUUGUACUUUCGCCUAAACGGAGCGCCAGUGACUGAGGAACUGAGGUCUUUUCGAUCUGGCCUCGCUGUGGUGUUACGAGCAAUAGACGACAUUGUUCAUUCUGUGCAGAGAGCCUUGUUGCAGCAUCUUGAACUGAAGAAAGCCAAAGCAAUACAUACCUUAUUCCUCGAGUGCAGCGAGCGUUGUGAACUGAGUGGGAAAAUUAGCUUGCAAGAGAGGCUUCAGCUCUACAGCUGCGGUAGUGAGUAACUCCGCUAAAAGAACUCCCCGAAGGUGCUCUGCCAUGGCGAGUAAAGUGAAAACUAUCUUCGCUAUGCGUGCCUGCACCACACCCUGCGAAUGAGCAUCUAUCUGUUACUCAUAUUGUGUACAAAAUAAUAAGUGAAGGAAAUUCAAAAAUAAAAGUAAAUUAUAUACUGGC